This is a messenger RNA of Macaca mulatta (Rhesus monkey), 872 nucleotides long. It is a transcript of the gene ID1, whose product is annotated as inhibitor of DNA binding 1. Gene Ontology annotation, molecular function: protein dimerization activity; transcription regulator activity. Gene Ontology annotation, biological process: negative regulation of transcription by RNA polymerase II; cell differentiation; circadian regulation of gene expression. NCBI's taxonomy places the organism in Eukaryota, Metazoa, Chordata, Mammalia, Primates, Cercopithecidae. Gene Ontology annotation, cellular component: nucleus; cytoplasm. The record is from RefSeq and is marked provisional.
UUUCAGCCAGUCGCCGGAAAUCAUGAAAGUAGCCAGUGGCAGCACCGCCGCCGCCGCAGGCCCCAGCUGCGCGCUGAAGGCCGGCAAGACAGCGGGCGGCGCGGGCGAGGUGGUGCGCUGCCUGUCUGAGCAGAGCGUGGCCAUCUCGCGCUGCGCCGGGGGCGCCGGGGCGCGCCUGCCUGCCCUGCUUGACGAGCAGCAGGUGAACGUGCUGCUCUACGACAUGAACGGCUGCUACUCACGCCUCAAGGAGCUGGUGCCCACCCUGCCCCAGAACCGCAAAGUGAGCAAGGUGGAGAUCCUCCAGCACGUCAUUGACUACAUCAGGGACCUGCAGUUGGAGCUGAAUUCGGAAUCCGAAGUCGGGACCCCCGGGGGCCGAGGGUUGCCGGUCCGGGCUCCACUAAGCACCCUCAACGGCGAGAUCAGCGCCCUGACGGCCGAGGCGGCAUGCGUUCCUACGGACGAUCGCAUCUUGUGUCGCUGAAGCGCAUUCCCCAGGGAUCGGCGCACCCCAGCCAUCCGGGGGCAAGAGGAAUUAAGUGCUCUCCCCAACGCGCCUCGCCGGAUCUGGGGGCGAACUAGACAGAUCGGCGGCCACUGCGCCCUUACAGCAUCCAGCCUAGGGCUGAGGGACUGGAGAGGAGAGGGCGACCCUCUCUCCACACCUACUAGUCACCGGAGACUUUAGGGGGUGGGAUUCCACUCGUGUGUUUCUAUUUUUUGAAAAGCAGACAUUUUAAAAAAUGGUCACGUUUGGUGCUUCUCAGAUUUCUGAGGAAAUUGCUUUGUAUUGUAUAUUACAAUGAUCACCGACUGAGAAUAUUGUUUUACAAUAGUUAUGUGGGGCUGUUUCUUUGUUAUUAAACAAA